UAUGCCUCGGAUUUCGAUAGAGUGGAACUAUAAAAAGGUCACAGAGCACCGGGAAGAUCACUGCAGUCGACUCUUGAGUCUUGUCUGUAUCAUCUGUACCCUACAAAGCAAAGACACCAGAGAUCAAAAUGGCCUUCGCAGGUGUACUGAGUGAUGCUGACGUCGCUGCAGCCCUGGAACAGUGCAAAGAUGCUGGCACAUUCGACCACAAGAAGUUCUUCAAGUCAGUCGGGUUGUCCGGCAAGUCCGCCGAGGACGUGAAGAAGGCCUUCUCCAUCAUCGACCAGGACAAGAGCGGCUUCAUUGAGGAGGAUGAGCUGAAGCUGUUCCUGCAGAACUUCAAGGCAGGUGCACGCGCACUGACCGACGCCGAGACAAAGACUUUCCUCAAGGCCGGGGACUCCGACGGUGAUGGCAAGAUUGGCGCUGAUGAGUUCAGUGCCAUGGUUAAGGCAUAAAAUGGCAACUGACCAACAACACCUGCUCUGAUGGAACAACAAAGCCCACGUAGACCUCCACCCUUUUCAUCUGAAUAUAAAUAAUUUUUAUACAUAUGCUUAAGAAACGUUUCCUCCUAUGCAACACACUGUCCAAAAAUGAUGAUUGUGAAUGUCGCUCGGUUGUGUUCAUGUCUUAAAUAUGAAUUUUGCUUACUGUAAAAUCUAUAAUGCACUUUCCAGGAACGAACGGUAA
Micropterus dolomieu (smallmouth bass) is the source of this 693-nucleotide messenger RNA. RefSeq names its product parvalbumin beta-like. Gene Ontology annotation, molecular function: calcium ion binding. The transcript is spliced from 5 exons. Gene Ontology annotation, cellular component: nucleus; cytoplasm. The coding region runs from base 129 to 458 and encodes 109 amino acids. NCBI's taxonomy places the organism in Eukaryota, Metazoa, Chordata, Actinopteri, Centrarchiformes, Centrarchidae. The record is from RefSeq and is a predicted model, not a curated record.